UAUAAAAAUAUUUUCAAUAAAUAACUGAUUAAUGUAACUAGCAAGUGACUAUUGAUUGUAGGGUUGGGUUCGAGCUCCGGUGAGGAAGUGAGGAAUGGCCAGUAGACCUGUUUCGUCUCUGCAGAGCUUGAACACUUGGGACUCUAUUUCGUACCUGUCUCAGCGAGAAGCAGCCGAGAUCGAUGACAUCCUCAUGGGUCCUCUUGGCUUCAGUGUCGAUCAGUUAAUGGAAUUGGCCGGUUUGAGUGUUGCUACUGCGAUUGCGGAGGUCUACAGAUCAACUGAGUAUAAUCGUGUUCUUGCUAUUUGUGGUCCUGGGAACAAUGGUGGUGAUGGUCUUGUAGCUGCUCGUCAUCUGCAUCACUUUGGAUAUAACCUAUCUGUUUGUUAUCCAAAGCGUACUCCUAAACCUCUUUAUGAUGGUCUAGUGACUCAGCUGGAAUCACUGUGUGUUCCUUUCCUCUCGGUUGAAGAUCUGUCCAUGGACCUAUCAAAUGACUUUGAUAUUCUAGUAGAUGCAAUGUUUGGAUUUUCAUUUCGCGGUACCCCAAGGCCUCCUUUUGAUGUUCUGAUCCAAAGGCUGAUAUCUAUUCAAAAUCAUCAUCGAAUGCAUCAGGAAUCACCUGUUGUUGUCUCCAUAGAUAUUCCAUCUGGGUGGCAUGUUGAAGAAGGAGAUAUCAGCGGAGAAGGCAUUAAACCUGACAUGCUGGUUUCUUUAACAGCUCCAAAGUUGUGUGCCAAGAGAUUUUGUGGUCCACACCACUUUCUAGGUGGUAGAUUUGUUCCACCAUCUAUUGUAGAUAAAUAUAAACUUCAACUUCCACCAUAUCCUGGCACUUCUAUGUGUGUCCGAAUUGGAAAGCCUUCACAAAUUGACAUAUCAGCUCUGAGAGAGAACUACAUUUCUCCCGAGUUUCUUGAGGAUCAGGUGGAGGAUGACCCCUUUAAUCAGUUCAAGAAAUGGUUUGCUGAUGCAGUGGCUGCAAGCUUGAAGGAACCAAAUGCUCUUAGUUCUACUUAUUCGGAUAAAGAUAAAAUUAUUUCGUCACGUAUGGUAUUGCUAAAAGGAGUUGAUAAAGAUGGUUUUGUCUGGUACACCAACUAUGAAAGCCAAAAGGCUCUUGAAAUAUCUGAAAAUCCUAAUGCGUCACUGCUAUUUUACUGGGAUGGUCUACAUCGCCAGGCAAGAGUGGAAGGAUUUGUGGAGAAAGUGUCUGAUGAGGAAUCUGAGCAGUACUUCCACAGCCAUCUUCGAGGAAGUCAAAUUGGAGCAAUAGUUAGCAAGCAGAGCACUGUAAUUCCUGGACGGCAUAGUCUCUGCCAAGAAUACAAUGACUUAGAGGCAAAAUUCUCUGACGGAAGUCCAAUUCCCAAACCCAAGCAAUGGGGAGGAUACAGGCUUAAACCGGAGAUUUUUGAAUUUUGGCAAGGACAACAAUCACGCCUGCACGAUAGGAUACGAUAUACUCCUGAAGUGGUUGAUGGAAAAAGAUUAUGGAAAAUUGAUCGGUUGGCCCCCUGACUAGUAUUGUCAGCAUCUUCAUUAUGAAGUUCGUUGCUGGAAAUGAAGAUGAAGUACCCGUCAAGUGAUGACAUUGAUAAAAAGGAAUCCUUUUUGGUGUUCGAUGACAUGUCUUUCGAAGUUUUGUUGAGUUUGGCUAUAAUGAUUGUAAUUAAAUGUUGACUUGUGUGUUAAUGCAGUAAAAGAUAUAUUUUGGAAGUCCUCCUGGACUUAAUUGUUGUAUAUGUUUCUUUCCUGUUGGGCUGUUUUGUUUUGCCUGGGAUGUAAUGAGAUGACUUUGUAAAUUUUGGGAAAUAGUUCAAUGGAAAAGAGAUGAAAGGAAUGUUGUUUCUUGUUA
This is a messenger RNA of Camellia sinensis, 1859 nucleotides long. The record is from RefSeq and is a predicted model, not a curated record. NCBI's taxonomy places the organism in Eukaryota, Viridiplantae, Streptophyta, Magnoliopsida, Ericales, Theaceae.